Messenger RNA from Phodopus roborovskii (desert hamster), 951 nucleotides. Its product is annotated as olfactory receptor 10Q1-like. The record is from RefSeq and is a predicted model, not a curated record. Lineage: Eukaryota; Metazoa; Chordata; Mammalia; Rodentia; Cricetidae. Gene Ontology annotation, cellular component: membrane. Gene Ontology annotation, biological process: G protein-coupled receptor signaling pathway. Gene Ontology annotation, molecular function: G protein-coupled receptor activity; olfactory receptor activity.
AUGGUGGCUGAAAAAUGUUUCAACAAAUCCGACUCACCAGAGUUCGUGUUCCGUGUGUUCACCAAUGUCCCUGAAUUCCAGGCUCUCCUCUUCACACUCUUCCUCCUGCUGUAUUUGAUGGUCCUCUGUGGCAACACUGCCAUCAUCUGGGUAGUGUCCACACACAGCUCCCUACGCACACCCAUGUAUUUCUUCCUAGGCAGUCUGUCUCUCGUGGAAAUCUGCUACAUCACAGAUGUAGUGCCCGUGAUGCUUUCUAACAUACUUGGAUCCCAGAAGCCCAUGUCAUUGGCUGGUUGUGGGACUCAAAUGUUUUUCUUUUCUGUGUUUGGCUGUACUGACUGUUUUCUCUUAGCAGUCAUGGCUUACGACAGAUAUGUUGCUAUCAGCCAUCCGCUACACUAUAGCCUCAUCAUGACCCAGAAGCUCUGUGUUAAGAUGGUGCUGGGUUCCUUGGUCCUAGCUCUCCUUCUCUCCUUGCAGCUUGCUGCCUUCACCUUCACAUUGCCAUUCUGUGGACAUCGCCUGGAAAUCAAUCACUUCCUUUGUGAUGUGGCUCUCAUCAUGCGCCUGGCCUGUGCCGAAAUCCAUGUGCACCAGGCUGUUCUCUAUGUAGUGAGCAUCCUGGUGCUGACAGUCCCAUUCCUGCUGAUUUGCAUCUCCUAUGUAUUCAUCGUAACCAUCCUGCGCAUGCACUCUGCAGAAGGCCGCCGGGCCUUUUCCACCUGUUCUUCCCAUCUCACUGUGGUUUUGCUACAGUAUGGCUGUUGUAGCCUGGUGUACCUGAGGCCCCACUCUAUCUCCUCAGAUGUUGAGGACCGCCAUAUUGCCCUUGUUUACACUUUUGGUACCCCGUUACUCAACCCUCUGAUUUAUACCCUUAGGAACAAAGAUGUCAAAGUUGCGCUGAAGAACUCUGUUUUCCAUAAAGCAGUGACUGACCUUAAUUGA